CCUUGUCCGAAUAUAAGUGACCCGAUACCGACUGCCGUACGUGGCUAGGAUUGAAGAUAUCGGUGCGGUUCAGCCUCUCACAGCCAUAAACAGAGCUACGGUGUUUCUUGAAAGAUCAAUAUUGCUUGGGGCAACUGUCGUGGGUCUGUAGGGUGUGAUAUUGCGCCGUGUCCGUGCGAUCGCCCCCGGAGCUCCUCCUCAAUACAAGCGCAGUGACUUUCCAAGCCGAAAGAAUGUCACCCACUCCACCAUCCACUACAUCCUCCAGCGCUGGCGCAUUCUCCCCCGAAGGACACUAUAGGGUGGUUCGAAAGAGGAAUAGAGUGCCUCUUUCCUGCGGACCUUGUCGCCAAAGAAAGCUGAAAUGCAACCGCUCUAACCCGUGUGAAAACUGCGUCAAGCGGGGCGAUGCCCCGUCAUGUAGCUACGCUCAACCGAAUACCCGAAAGAAGAACGUGUCGCAACAGAAUAGCUCGAGCUCUCCAGAUGACAUGCAGAACCGGAUCGACCGAUUGGAGGGCUUGGUGUUGUCGUUGAUGACCAACGGAUCUCAAUCAGCGGGCCCCGCGGCAGCUGUGUCCGCUAUCUCGGGCAGCGGUAGCAGUAUCGGCUCCGCCCAGAAUGGGUCGGAUUUGAAACUGGAAGACGAGAUUCCCGACGCAGAGGAAAGCGAUACCGAACAAGUCACCAAGUCUUUUGGCAUCAUGAAAGUCGACAACCACAACAAGUCUUAUUACGUCAGCGAGGCGCACUGGGCGUCGGUUCUAAGCGAUAUUGCGGAAGUGCGAAACUAUUUCAGCACCCAUAAAAAGCAGUACGAGGAACAAGCGGAAAGGCUCGAUGCCACUCGACUUCCAACCGAUGUUCCCGGCUCUGCUUUACUUUUUGGCGCCACGAAGCCCGCCAGCCGCGCAGAGAUAAUGUCCUCGUUCCCCUCAAAAUACACGACAGAUAUGUUAGUUGCGCGAUAUUUCAAUAGCUACGACCCUUGCACUUUAAUUCUUCAUGGCCCUACUUUUCAGGCGCAGUACAAUAAACACUGGGAAGACCCGUCACAGACAUGUAUCGUUUGGCUUGGCAUGCUAUUGUCAAUCAUGCGAUUAGCCAUGCUCUCGUAUCAUCGCGAAGAGGACGAGCCGCCGGAGUUCCGGGGCAAGUCUCUGGACAUGGCAGGCACGUUCCGGAAUCUCAUGGCGCAAUGUUUGACCCUGGCAGAUUAUACCAAACCGUGGCCAUACUUGAUCGAAGCCCUGAUGUUCCACCUCCAUGGGGACUUCUCCCAGACCAGAGAGGCGGAUGUGUCUGUCUGGGUGCUCGUUGGCGUGGUCGCGAGGCUAGCCAUGAGGAUGGGUUAUCACCGGGACUCAAAGAUGUUUCCCAAUAUCACACCGUUCCAAGGGGAGAUGCGGCGGCGCGUCUGGACAUUGGUACGGGUGUGUGACUUGCUGUUCUCUUUCCAAGUCGGCUUGCCCGGCAUGCUCCGCACGUCCGAUAGUGACACCGAGAUUCCCCAAAACCUAUACGACGACGACUUCGAGGAGGACUGCAAGGCACUUCCGGCCUCGCGCCCACCCAGCGAACCCACCCCGAUCUCCUAUCUCAUUACAAAAUCGCGUCUAGUAUACGUGUUCGGCCGAGUCACCGAGCACAUUUCUUCCCUUGAAAGUGGAUCCUAUGAUAAAGUGAUGGAGAUCGACGCGGAGCUCCGCCGAGCAAGAGACAUGAUUCCCGAGCAUUUGAUGCUCCGUCCGAUGGAAGAAUCCCAGCUUGACCCAGCAAAUCUCAUCAUGUCUCGAUACUCCAUAAUGAGCAUAUACCACAGAGCGCAGUGCGUGCUCCACAGGCCAUACCUUGUUCGCGCGCGCGAGAAUCCCCGCUUCACCUACUCCCGAAGAACAUGCAUCGACUCCGCCAUGGAACUAUUGCGCUUCCAGUCCAUAUUCCAUACCGAAAUGGGCCCCACAGGUCGCUUGCGGGCUCUCCGAAACGGAGUCACCUCAUUCUCUUCGACUGAUUUCCUACUUGCCGCCACCAUCGUUGCUCUCGAUCUUUACCACGGCGAUCGAUUACAAGCCGGGGGUCGAGCCUCCGGCGACACCUGUGCAUGGGGCCGAGAACGUCGAGACGAAAUGAUGGCAGCGCUGCAGCGCUCCAAGGACAUUUGGCAUGAAAGCCGCGAACAGACCAUGGAGGCUUUCAAAGCAGCGGGGGCUCUCGAAGUGAUGCUAGCCCGGCUGAACAUGGGAUUCACCGAUAGCAGUAAUGGAAAGGCGCCAGCCUUUGAGCCGCAGGACGAGAAGCAAAACGCUGCUAUCACGUUAGGCCUACUGAGUAGUGGGAUGAGCCCCAUGAACACAGCGCCCCCGGGCUUCAGCGACGCAUCAGUGAAAAUGACCGACGCGCCGCUGGCAGCACAGGGUUCCUUCGGCGCCCCCGCCGACUUGGGAGGUGCCCCCUCACCCUUUGGCAGCAUGUUUGGCCAGAUGCCUGACAUGGAGCUCAAUCUGGAUUGGGACGCCUGGGACACAUACAUGCAAAACCCGGCGCUCGACUUCUCAGGCCAAUGGUGGCCGGGGCUGGACGCGCAACAACAACAGCUGCAACAGCAGCAGGCGCAAGCGGGUGUGUCUCCGUCCCCAGUCCCAGCGCAGAUUACUCCUGGUGUGGGGGACCGGAUCCGCCCCCUCGCCCGUCACUCCAACCUCUUCUUUCUCGAUAGCAAUAACUACGGUAACGGUCCCCCGAUGCCGGGGUCUUACAAUAACGGCUCUCCACAGCAGCCGAAUCAGGGGGCUCCUGGCCAGGGUGCUCCAUGAGUCCGUUUCCUUUAUUAGUUGGUGUGAAGAGGGUGGAUAACGAAUUUUGAAAGACCC
Aspergillus candidus is the source of this 2873-nucleotide messenger RNA. RefSeq names its product putative C6 transcription factor. The transcript has 7 exons. Gene Ontology annotation, molecular function: DNA-binding transcription activator activity, RNA polymerase II-specific; zinc ion binding; RNA polymerase II cis-regulatory region sequence-specific DNA binding. Bases 234 to 2816 code for a protein of 860 amino acids. The record is from RefSeq and is a predicted model, not a curated record. NCBI's taxonomy places the organism in Eukaryota, Fungi, Ascomycota, Eurotiomycetes, Eurotiales, Aspergillaceae. Gene Ontology annotation, biological process: regulation of transcription by RNA polymerase II; DNA-templated transcription. Gene Ontology annotation, cellular component: nucleus.